AUGGCGACCAGUCGGGACCCAGAGGAGGAACAGGUAGUCCCAAGCGAAGAGGAUGAAGCCGAUGUGCGGGCCGUGCAGGCCCAGUACCUCCGGAGCCCCUCCCCCAGCCAGUACUCGAUGGUCUCAGAUGCAGAAACAGAAAGCAUUUUCAUGGAGCCCAUUCACCUCUCCUCAGCUGUUGCGGCUAAGCAGAUCAUCAAUGAAGAAUUCAAGCCACGGGGGAGCAGAGCUGAGGCCGAGUGUCCAGGCAUGCUGGAGUCGGCCGAGCAGCUGCUGGUGGAGGACCUGUACAACCGUGUCAGGGAGAAGAUGGAUGACACCAGCCUGUACAACACCCCCUGUGUCCUGGAUUUACAGCGGGCCUUGGUCCAAGACCGCCAGGAGGCCCCCUGGAAUGAGGUGGAUGAAGUCUGGCCCAAUGUCUUCAUAGCGGAGAAGAGUGUAGCUGUGAACAAGGGAAGGCUGAAGAGGCUGGGAAUUACUCACAUUCUGAAUGCUGCUCAUGGCACCGGCGUCUACACUGGGCCCGAAUUCUACACUGGCCUGGAGAUUCAGUACUUGGGUGUGGAGGUGGAUGACUUCCCCGAGGUGGACAUCUCCCAGCAUUUCCGGAAGGCUGCUGAGUUCCUUGAUGAAGCCUUGUUGACCUAUAGAGGGAAGGUCCUGGUCAGCAGCGAGAUGGGCAUCAGCCGGUCCGCCGUGCUGGUGGUGGCCUACCUGAUGAUCUUCCAUAACAUGGCCGUCCUGGAGGCCCUCAUGACCGUGCGCCGGAAACGCGCCAUCUACCCCAACGACGGCUUCCUGAAGCAGCUCCGGGAGCUCAACGAGAAGCUGAUGGAGGAGAGGGAGGAAGACUACAGCCAGGGAGGGGGCACAGAGGAGGCCAAGGAAGGCGAGGAUGCAGAGAGCAUUGUCGGGGCCAGAGUGCGCGCCCUCAGCGUGCAGGAGGAGGAUGACACCACCAGCCACCUAAGCGGCUCCUCCUGGGGGAAGGCCAGCCAGGCGUCCAAGCCCCUCACCCUCAUUGACGAAGAUGAGGAGGAGAAGCUGUACGAGGAGUGGAAGAAGGGGCAGGGCCUCCCCACAGGCAGGGUCCCCCCGGGGGGAGAUGACAGGCGGUCGGCCUCCGGCCAGGGUGGGGAGGAGCCAGAAGACGAGGAUGUGGACCGGAUGAUCCAGGAGUGGCAGAGCCGGAACGAGAGGUACCAGGCAGAAGGGCAUCGGAGGUGGGGGAGGGAGGAGGAGGAGGAGGAGGCAGGCGAUGGCGGCUCAUUCAUGAGGAGAAGACGGAGGCACACCCUGAGUGAGAGCAGCACUUCAGAGAGUGUCAGCAGCCACGACAUCCGGGUCCUGAAGCAGCAGCUGGAGACCAGCCGCCAGAGCCGAGGUGGGAGAGGCCGCUCUGACUCGGUGUCCACUGAGAGCACCUGGGACGUGUGGAACCAGAGGCUGCUGGAGAUUGAGAAGGAAGCCUCCUGUCGCUAUCACUCCAGGAGCAAGAGGGAGGAGGUGGACGCCGGCUCAGAGGUGGGGAGCAGGGCGCGGGAGGACGACGAGGAGAGCGUGUCUUCGGAGACCAGCUCCUUCUACAACUUCUGUAGCCGGAACAAGGACAAGCUCACGGCCCUAGAAAGGUGGAAGAUCAAGAGAAUCCAGUUCGGAUUUCACAAGAAAGAACUGGGGGCAGAAGACAGCAGCAGCGAGCAAGGUGCCGAGGAGGCAGAGAGGGAGGGGAGGAGCUCGGAUGUCAACCUGACGGCCUACCAGGCCUGGAAACUGAGGCACCAGAAGAAGGUGGGCAGUGAGAACAAGGAGGAGGUCGUGGAGCUCAGCAAGGGUGAAGACUCUGCCUCAGCCAAGAAGAGGCAGCGGCGGCUGGAGCUGCUGGAGAGGAGCAGGCGGACGUUGGAGGAGAGCCAGUCCGUGGGAGGCUGGGAGGCGGACUCGUCGGCCGCCGGCAGGAGCAUCCCCCUGUCUGCCUUCUGGUCGGCAGCUCCGUCCGUCGGAGCUGAUGACACAGCCUCCAUUCUCAGCACCCAGAGCCACAGUUCCCGUCCCUCUCAGGCUGGAAGCCAUGCAGGGAGCUGCUCGGCCUCUCUCCCUGCCGCAGCGCUGCCUAACCUGCCUGUGGGGCCUGGAGACACCAUCUCCAUCGCCAGCAUUCAGAACUGGAUUGCCAAGGUGGUCACCGAGACUCUGGCCCAGAAGCAGAACGAGAUGCUGCUGUUGUCCCGCUCCCCAUCGAUGGCCAGCGUGAGGCUGGCGCCGGCAGCCGGUGGCCCAGGGGACGACCAGGCCUCCCUGCUCAGUGGCCACAGUGGCUCCUCCCUGGGCAGCGGGCUGCUGCCUCUGAGCCAGCCGGGACCCAGCUCCGACACGCCGGCCCUGCUGUCCUCCCACACGGCGCUGGGCUCAAGGGCCGAAGGUGUCGGGAGCCGAGUCAGGGGGACCAGCAAGCCUGUCUAUCGCCUCUUUGCCGACAACGUUGACCUAAAGGAGCUUGGCCGGAAGGAGAAGGAGAUGCAGAUGGAGCUGAGGGAGAAGAUGUCCGAGUACAAGAUGGAGAAGCUGGCCUCGGACAACAAGCGGAGCUCCCUUUUCAAGAAGAAGAGGGUCAAGGACGAUGAGGAUGAUGGCGUGGGUGACAGGGAGGAGGACACGGACAGUGCCAUAGGGAGCUUUCGGUAUUCCUCCCGCAGUAAUUCGCAGAAGCCUGAAACGGACACCUCUUCGUCCCUGGCUGUGUCGGAUCGCGGUGGAAGCGCAAGCCGGGCUGGCAGAGAGACGGAAGGCAGCGUCUCUCAGUGGCUCAGCGGCCUCAGGACAGAGGACAAAUCUCCUCCCCAGAGUGAUUGGUCUGGAAGCUCCAGGGGGAGGUACACCAGGUCUUCGCUGCUCCGGGAGACGGAGUCCAAGUCCUCUAGCUACAAGUUCUCCAAAUCGCAGUCGGAGGAACAGGACACGUCCUCCUUCCAUGAGGUCAAUGGCAACUCCGUAAGGAGCACUUCGCGGAUGUCUUCCUCCUCUACCAGGGAGGGCAGAGAGAUGCACAAGUUCUCCAGGUCCAUGUUCAGUGAGACCUCAAGCUCCCGAGAGGAGAGCCCAGAGCCCUACUUCUUCCGCCGGACCCCCGAGCCCUCCGAAGGGGAAGAGUCCCCGGAAGCACAGCGUCCAAGCUGGGCCAGGCCCAGGGACUGGGAAGAUGUGGAAGAGUCGUCCAACUCAGACUUUUCUGAAUUCGGAGCCAAGAGGAAAUUCACCCAGAGCUUCAUGAGGUCUGAGGAGGAGGGAGAAAGAGAGAGGAUGGAAAACAGAGAAGAAGGGAGGUUUGCUGCAGGGCGGCGGUCCCAGUAUCGGAGAAGCACUGACAGGGAGGAGGAGGAAGAAAUGGACGACGAAGCCAUUAUUGCUGCCUGGAGACGCCGGCAGGAAGAGACCAGGACGAAGCUGCAGAGAAGGAGGGAGGAGUAA
Messenger RNA from Enhydra lutris kenyoni (northern sea otter), 3471 nucleotides. It is a transcript of the gene STYXL2, whose product is annotated as dual specificity phosphatase 27, atypical. Gene Ontology annotation, cellular component: cytoplasm. The coding region runs from base 1 to 3471 and encodes 1156 amino acids. The record is from RefSeq and is a predicted model, not a curated record. The transcript has 5 exons. Gene Ontology annotation, molecular function: protein tyrosine/serine/threonine phosphatase activity; MAP kinase phosphatase activity. Lineage: Eukaryota; Metazoa; Chordata; Mammalia; Carnivora; Mustelidae. Gene Ontology annotation, biological process: protein dephosphorylation; negative regulation of MAPK cascade.